GCGACAACCACGACGCGACACCCGUGAAAGCCGCCACAGCCUCGGAAUGGCGGCCUAUCCACAGGCUUUUGUCCACUGAAUGUCCUCCCUUCUCGCCCCUCUCUCCCCUCCCAUCCGCCUCCUUCGACGCGUGCAUAACGAGCCACCUCGAACAUGUCGGCCUUCAAGGCGCUUAAUGUUGAAUCGGACAACGAGUCCGAGGAUGAAGUCGAUAAUACCAAAGAAAUCCAGAUCGAGGACGCCCUGAAGCUCUACCAGACGGCCCUCAAGUACCAUUCCGAGGGCCCACCAUCUUUCGACAAAGCUGCCGACGCUUAUAAAGCCCUUUUCAACUCCGAAAUAUUUAAAUACACCGAGUCUCUGUCGGAAUACAAGCGUCAUGAGCUGUUUGGGGAAAACUUGGAGUUCGACAAUAUCCUGCAGGACGAGUUCGAAUCAGGACCGGUCCAACUCGUCGGCGGCAACGAGAGCGCGCCAAAUACCCUACCCCAAAUAUUGCACCUUUCGUACAAGAACCAUGGCCAGUUCAUGUUGGAGACGAUGCAGCACUGGCUUAGGGAACAUGGUGCAGUGCUGCAGCUCCUCGAAUCGAACCACGUGAUCCUUGCCCUGACAUACUUCGCAGAAGCCCUGGACAAGGAAGAUACAGAUCUAGAUCUGUGGAUACGUACAGCUUCGGUAGCGGCCCUCCUAGGCAGCCGGCGUAUCACAAGGUUCUGCUUAGAAGCCGUCUUGGAUGGGGACGAUGAACUACUCGGCAGCAUCCUCCGUCUCCCUGGCCUUGAAGAGGGUUUUGCAGGACAGCAAUUGAGGGAACUAGUGGAAAAGCUGGAGGAUAAUGUCUCGCUUAUGCAAGCACCUCUGUCGUCCAUGAAGCGCAAAAAGCUUUCAGAAACCCUGAAGAAGCGGCUGAACCCCUACCCAUUCGCACCCUUACCCUGCGAAGUCGCAAAGGCAGGCCCCUCAGAGAGACUUCGUGGAACACCCGAGCGCAUCUUCCUAAACCCGAGCAAGUGGGACUGGGCUGCUGUUGGAGAGGCGAUUUUGCACCACUUCAUGGCCGAGCAAGGUGGCUUCAUUGAACCAUCUCCCGGCUCAAGCUUGAAUAUCAACAUACCUCCAGAUGCCAAUGUUGACGGAGAGGAUAAACCGAACGAUACUCCUCCUGAGGAGGAAGUAGUCGUUCUCGCAUCUGAAGUGACUCAUCCUGUGCAGGUUCCUGAAAACGCUUCUGCCACAGUGGAGAAUGCUGCAACGUCCGCAAAGGAGGGUCAAGAUGUCUCCAUGGAGGAUCAGGACAAGGAUUUAACGGUGAAAACUGAGGAUGCAGGAUCAGUGACACCUCAAGAAUCUGCACCCACGCAAUCUCGAAAACGUUCGACUGACUCUGCUGGUCUUCCCGAAACAGCAGAGGGAGGACGCGCCCGCAGUAAACGUCUUCGAGCCCGCGAGACGGUUACCGAUGGGAGCACUGGACCUGACUCUGCCGGCCCAGAUCUAGCAAAACAAAUCGAAGAUCAGCUUUCCCCACUACUUCUCGCGGACCAGUAUCUCUUCGAGGUCGUUAACGAUAUUUUUGUUAGACUUGGUGUCGAAGGCCUCGGUUCUCCCAAAGAACUGAGAGACUUUGUUAUCGCUGGCGAACCAGGGAUCGCAGCCACUAGUGACAUUGACAGGGCUGCAUGUGACAUGUACGCAUCGAUACAGGGCGGUGGUUCGAAGAUAGCCGCGGUUUUUCUCAGCAACGAGACUGUCGACCUUGGCGGGAUGUCGAGAGAAGCUGGGUUGAAUGCCUUCCUAGGCUAUGCCAAGACAAGUACCUCACAAGCUUGUGUUAAACCUAUUCUAGGAAACGAGAGGCUGGCGCCAUUUGCGCACAAAAUCAACGUGGAAUGGCUGUCAGCCCAAGAAGUCGCAUUAGCCUGGCUUGAGGCCUUGCUCCUACCUGGUUCACUUCCUUCACCUGAUCCUUCAGGUCAAGGCAGCAGAUCUAGCUAUAUGCAAUAUCAGUGGGCUGAAGACCUCAAAAGGCACCUGGUGCAAAUCAUUGUUAACUUUGAUGAUUUCAUAUACGGGCGACUCUCCGACCGGAUAUCUGAUCUCAAUUCGAGGAUAUUGAAGGUUCAGGUUCAAUCCGGCAAAUACCGAUUUUCAGAACAGGAUGCGUCUCAACUCGAAAUGGUCGAAACACUGUUUGAACUUCACCUAGACAUAUAUUCCCUAAUUAAACAUCCUCAUAGUGGAGUGGACUCCGCCACACAGACAGUUCAGAAUGACCGUCUAGGGAGAUGGUUAGCCCUAGCGCGAGACGCGCUUCAGCUUCGAUCGGACUGCGAUCCUGACAUCGGCCUUGAUCAACUAGCUCUCCGUCACAUUUGGGCUUCCGUCUUCCGUCUAAGUGUUACUGAGGAGGUUCAGCCGGAAUAUGUGAUCUUCUCCAUGGAGGAGCUCAAAGCAAUCUUUCAGUCGCGCGACGGGCCAGUGAUCGAGGUCCAAAAUAAUGCAGUCAUGCCCGAACUGUCCAUCGCCGCCAUCGACCGCGAACUUGCUCGGAUUAGUAUGAAAGAUUUUUUCUUAAGAGUGUUUGAUCAAGAUGACAAGGACCCUGUCGCAGUCAUCGAAAGCUUGGAGCCAAUCCUAGAACCCAUACAGGAGAUACAGCAAACUUUUCAACCAGACACGUCUAGUAACGACGAAGACCAGGUGGGUUCUCAAGCCUCCUCCUCUACUGUUGGGAAUACAUCAGAUCAUCCUUCCGAACCCCAGUUUCCGCGGCCAACACCAUUCCAGGAAAUGAGGAAAUUCCUUGAUACAGCCUCCGUUUCCCUGAGGCUAUCGCUUUGGCAACGUUUGAGAGAAGCCUAUGAAAGCAUCGAGUACCCGCCUAAGGUUAUGUCUUGUUAUCUGCGGAGUAUCGAAACUCUAGUCGGGGAGUUCAAGUCUUCUAGCUACAGGGAAUGCCAGCCACCAGAGCGUCACGUCAGGGUAAUGAGCAGACUGCGUAUCAUUGACGAAAUUCUCGUCAAGAUUCUGCAAAUAAUCAGGGACGAGAAGACUGCAUUCGACUGCCUCUCAUAUGAGCACAUGCAAAGCUCUAUGACGGCCCUUUGUGAGUUGCUCCGGAUUAUGAACGCAGAAAAUAUCUUCGAGGAUUUGCUGCGCGUGGGGCAAGCUACUGCACCGAGAUUCGAGGGAUGCCCCAACAACACGUUCGUCACCAUGACCACGAGGCUUCAUGAUAUGCAACUUAGGGUCUGGAUUCUUCAGUAUCACCUUCUGAAAGAGGGUAUCGCGCAAUCUCCCGAUGCUUUCCCGACUCCCUCUGAAGAUCAAUUUGAGUUCUUGCGCCAUGUUCACUACGCGACAGGUGUGCGAGGCUUUUGCCACCUAGCUGGCCGCUUAUUCCUUAGAUUGGUGAAAGAUGAGAUGCUCCGGCUAGACGAUGUAAUGGAUGGCAAUACUCGUGACACGGAAGUUGCGCAAGUGCUGUACGAUCUUUACGGAUUGAAAACAUUCAUCAACACCCUAGAAUGCCAUGAAUUCAGCUCCGUUCCUGAGAUUCUAGACAAAAAGACUGCGUCACAGCUUUUACCGUUCAUUCAGUCUCAGGCGCGGAAAUUGAGCAUAAAAGACCUCCCGAAGACUGAGCUUAAAGUUACGAUUGACAAGGUACACGGCGCGCUUGGUCGAACGAAGGAGAGCAGGGACAUUACUCUAAACCGAAAGAUGCUUAUGAACUACGUUAAAUCACCGAUAACCCCAAUCUCACUCUUCAAUUGUUUGAAGGGUGUUGGUUCUCUCUCCACAAAAUACAUCGCCUCUAAUGCAGCCAUUCCACAAUCUAAAGGAUGGUUCUUUCUCAUGGGGAACAUCGCUUUGAACAAAUUCCGAUCGCAAAAGAGACUAGUCCCCGGUCCUACCGAAGAUAUUCACAUCGCACAAGCAUUUUUCAUGCAAGAUCUGGAGUACUCAAUAGAUCGAUGGGAGUCAUGGUACCGUUUGGCCCAGGCAAAUGACGCCCAAAUUGAGGAAGCUGUCUCUUGGACCGCAGAGAAACUCAAUAGCGGCAGCCUAGAGCUCAUUCAUUUCCAGAGAGCUGCAAUCCACUGCUAUUCAAUGGCUGUAGCCUGCGCCGUUCGAGAUGCGGAUGUUGCUCCUCAGACCAUCGCGAAAGUGUCCGAGAUGUACACGCAUUUUGGAAACAGAAUAUAUGCUUCGUCGCGAGAACCAUUUAGUAUGAGCGCAUUCAAUCUCCGGGAGAGCGAACAGAAGUACUAUAGUGGGGUCACAACGAUGCAGGUGUAUCAAUAUGUCCCAUUCCAACCGUUGCAGUACUAUACAGCUUGGAAAUUCGCCAGCGCGUUGUUCAAGCGUGCCAUCCACGGCAACCCUGACAAAUGGUGGAACUAUUUCAUGCUUGGUAAGUGUCUUUGGAAGAUGUACUGUGAUAGUGAGAAUGCCGCCGCGGACGCGGUAGCGCAAGGGAAGAAUCCACCGCCUAAGGGACCCUCGUGGGAGGAGGUAAUUGAUGCUUUUAUUGGCGCUCUCGAGAAUCUUCCUGGAAAGAAAGAACGUCGCGAACCCAUUAUGGAACCCCACUAUAAGCUCGUCUCAAUCGUUCAUAAACUUUUUCAACGCAAAGCUAUCGAUCACGAGAAGGGAGAAGAGAUAUUAGGGAACACAUCUUAUUCGCAAAACAUCGUUGGCCCUGAGAAUCCUGAUGAUUGGGAAAGGUAUAUUCUCGCUGUACUCAAAGCUCUCCGAGCCGCAGAUAAAUCCGGAUGGCACCACCGAAUGACUGCUCGUGCUGCUCAUGUCAUAUACGACGACUCGAAUGAUACAAUGGUCGCGCUCGCUGCGAAGCACGAGUUGACACAGCAAAUGUUCACCAAGACCAUGGCAGUACAGGUCUGGAAACCAGAACAUGAGCGCCCGGGUAGGCAUUUCGUCUACACAUCCCGUUACACACGCUUUUUCGUCCAACUCUUAGUCCAGACUAGUGAUAGGACGAACCUAGAGGCCUUAGCUAAGCGUGUACGAAAGAAGCCGCAUGAGUUCUUCGAGCACUCCAAACUGUGGCAAGAAUUGUGUCUCUCGUACUUAAAGCUUUUGCGCAGAGUAGGGAAGAUCCCAGAUGGACAUGAAGACGCGGUUUUCAAGAUAAUGAACAACGACGAUUUCCAGGCGCAAGCUGCGCGAGUGGAAGCGUGGUGCCAAGAUCCGACCUCUCAACACCCAACUCUUGAAGUUCUACGAGAUAUCAUCGAGCUCAAGCGUCUCAAUAACGGCCUUAUGAAGGCUCUUCUAAUCGACGACCUUAUCGGCGACACCUAUGCCCUUCUUUAUGCGACAAUUGGACCAACCCUUGUGCCUGAACCUGUUCAGCCACAGCAGGUUCUGCAACUGCAACAAAGCGCAGCAAUGCCAUUGGGACAACCACCUUCAGGAACGCCUACAGUCUCAUCAAUGAUCCAUGUUCAAGUGGAUGGUGCUGGAGAUGCGCAUUCUAAUCCAAACAUGCCAUUGAACAUAUUCCAACCAGAUCAACAUCGGCCUCCGCAGCCCGAGACAGCCGCCCGCUCAAGAGCAAAAGCAGUCGGGCGCCGCGAAAUCCAACGGAAAGCUGAAGCCGCUGUUGCCAAACCAGUAGUCCCUAUCUCCAUUCCAGCAGCAAUCCCUAUCCGCUCGCCUUCAUUGGGAGGUCCACCUCAACUAAUUAUUCCUACGCGCAUCUCAUCAGAGAAGCCUGCAGCCGAGUCUACGCCAACCCAAGCGAAUGAACAAUUACAAGUUCCUAACAGCGGAACUGUCACCGCUGCUGGCAGUGUUGUUAACGCGGAAAGCAGUGUCCCAGCUUCCGUGCACGACAGCGCCGACGACGAAUCUGAGUUAAGCGAGCUAGAUGAGUCUGAAGUUCAGGAGAUUCACGACGCAAGUGAUGUGCAUGAUCCAGAGACUGUAACUGUCAAAUCAAUGUUUCCAAAUUUGAUGGCUAAUAAAGAGAAAGCAAAGGAGAAUGGUUCGAAUAAUGUGGAAAGUAGGACCGGAAGCUCGGAGCAGGGUACAACUGAAGAGAAGUGAGAAUCAGGGGUAGGAUAUCAGCUUUACUGGCGGUUCUGUUGCUUGUAUUCUGUCACAAAAGUAAAAUAUCGCCAGGUGUGCGGUUUGUUCCGCCUUUCUUCUAAAUUUAUGAUGGGUUUAUAGGAUUCAGAACAGGGGCUCGGCCUGUGUAACAACGAGCAGUAACAACGAGCAAUGCAUAUUUGGCGUUACAGGGGCUGAGGAAGGUAUUCUAGGGUUCUUCUUAUUCGAUACCCUG
This is a messenger RNA of Lindgomyces ingoldianus, 6319 nucleotides long. Its product is annotated as transcriptional corepressor of histone-like protein genes. The coding region runs from base 154 to 6081 and encodes 1975 amino acids. The transcript has 3 exons. NCBI's taxonomy places the organism in Eukaryota, Fungi, Ascomycota, Dothideomycetes, Pleosporales, Lindgomycetaceae. Gene Ontology annotation, biological process: chromatin organization. Gene Ontology annotation, molecular function: nucleosome binding. Gene Ontology annotation, cellular component: HIR complex; nucleus. The record is from RefSeq and is a predicted model, not a curated record.